This is a messenger RNA of Spodoptera frugiperda (fall armyworm), 1542 nucleotides long. RefSeq lists its product as uncharacterized. Bases 129 to 1520 code for a protein of 463 amino acids. The record is from RefSeq and is a predicted model, not a curated record. Lineage: Eukaryota; Metazoa; Arthropoda; Insecta; Lepidoptera; Noctuidae. The transcript is spliced from 2 exons.
AAUAAAUUCACCCAUAAAUAUUUAAUGGCUUCAACAUUUAUUGUAAUACUUACCGAUAAACAUUUAACUGCUCUACGCUUUUGAAUAAAUAUUUCUGAUAGGAUACAUGUUAGACAUGUUGAAGUAAAAUGCGGUAUUUUUAUUUAACGAUACUGGUUCUAGCUUUUAGAUCUCAUCAAGCUAAAUCGAAUGUGAAUACUCAUAUUCAACAAGGUUUGGGUCGUCAUGCUUUUAGAAGAACCAAUGAGGAUCCCAUCGAUUCGAUAAAAGAAAUACCAGAUGAUAUAAAUGAAGAUUUUAAUGAUGGAAAGUGGGAUCAAGAAGUAAAAUCGCAAGGAGAAGAAAAUAACAUUCAACGUAAUUCAGCCUCCUCAAAGAUGACUGAAAGUUUCUAUAAGAAGACCGAGAAAGAUAAUGCUUUAGUUCCUCUACAAAGAAACAUUAGGAGAAAUCGCCAUUACGGACGUGAAAUAUUUAUUAAAGAAGAAAGUGUAUCGAGUGAUAUGGACUUGCCUCAUUGGAAGGACGAAUGGAAUGAAAUGUGGAUGGAAAAGAAAUUCGAGGCUCUCAAUUCAACAAUGCCUAGGGGUGACGUAGUUAACAUGCUGGCAGCAAGACCAAUGGGACGUAGCUGCGGAGAUCCUAGCCAACAAGACACGCCUUGGGGUUCAUGUAUGGGGCCGCAAGAUUGUGAUGCAGAGUUUCGUAUAUAUCGAGGGGAUCACUACUGUGGUAGAUCUACAUAUGUUUGUUGCGCUCUCGUUGCAAAUAAGUAUGAUGUAUAUGGUGGAGUAGACAUUUCCUUCAUUGGUACAAGCUUCGAAACCGACUCCAAUGAAGCAGCUAUAAAUGCAAAAACCGGCGCUUCUAAAGAAAUAGCACAUAAAGAAAGAAAACGCGAAAGCAAUAAACGGAAAAUAGAUAGAAAUAAGAGAAAAAAGAAAAUCAUUAAGACCAUACAAAAAUUAGUAACACAAAUAAAUCAAAUAUUAAACGCAGCUUAUAGAAAUGGAACUUUACAAAAGAAAACGAGGACCAAAGAUCUGAAACAGUUUAUUGCGAAAUUGAAGAAGAAAUUCAGAAAGGAUCGGAAUGCUGUUAUAGAUAUUCAUCACAAUGACGUAAAAAAAAUGGAUGAAAAUUUGCAAGGCACGUUGAAUAAAGUUAAAUCUGUCAAUAGUAAAUUUAUGACUAACGAUACGUUUAGACAACUGGUUGUGAACGGGACGUUGAAUAAGCCAUUGUUCAUGGCAAUUCUUCGUUCAAGUCCGGAUAUGUUGAGUGAUAUACAAAAUGAAAUGCGAAAGGAUGGUAUAGAUCCGACGAAGGAAGGAAUUAAUAAUAUACAUGUAAGAGCUGUGAAUGAGACGCCAAUACAAUCUUUGAAUAAAACUCGAAGAAGCGGCUCGACUGUAGAUGUGGAAUUAGAUCAAUUGGAGCUAGACACAGGAAGCGAUACCUCGGGACAUGUUGACUAUGAUUCUGAAUAUGACGCCGAAUACGGCUGGCUUUAUUAUUGACCAAUAAAUACAUUGCUAUUGA